Molecule: messenger RNA, 1557 nt
Organism: Phoenix dactylifera (date palm)
Lineage: Eukaryota; Viridiplantae; Streptophyta; Magnoliopsida; Arecales; Arecaceae
Gene: GGR
Product: geranylgeranyl reductase
Biological process (GO): isoprenoid biosynthetic process
Molecular function (GO): prenyltransferase activity
Source: RefSeq, a predicted model, not a curated record
UAUCCAUUUGUUCUACCUCCACCAUCCCCUAUCAUCCACGUUCGAGUAGAAUCCAAGCAAAGAGAUCAGAGAUCAAAAAAAUUCAGAAGAAAGCGGGAAAAAAGGGGGCUUAAUUAGUCUCAUCCGUCCUCAAUCCAUGGCCUUCUCAGCCCUCUUCUUCUCCCCGAAAUCUUCCCUUCCUAAGAUGCUCCCAGCACGUCCGCUAACCCCCAAAUUCCGCCAUUUCUCCCUCCCCCUCCUCCGCUGCUCCUCCACCUCCCCCCCCGCCGCCUCCUUCGACCUCCGCGGCUACUGGACGUCCCUGAUUCCCCAGAUCGAGUCCCAGCUCGAGGCUGCCCUCCCCGUCCGCUUCCCGGAGCGGAUAUUCGAGGCGAUGCGCUACUCCGUCCUCGCCGGCGGCGGCAAGCGCGCCCCUCCCAUCAUGUGCAUCGCCGCCUGCGAGCUCGUCGGCGGCGACCGCUCCGCGGCCUUCCCCACCGCCUGCGCCCUCGAGAUGGUCCACGCCGCCUCCCUCGUCCACGACGACCUCCCCUGCUUCGACGCCGCCCCGCUCCGCCGCGGCCGGCCCUCCACCCACGCCCGCUUCGGCGUCGACAUGGCCGUCCUCGCCGGCGACGCCCUCUUCCCCCUCGCCUACAGCCACGUCGUCGCCCGCACCCCGCAGGACCUCGUCCCCCCCGCCACCCUCCUCCGCGCCCUCGCGGAGAUCGCCCGCGCCGUCGGCUCCACCGGCAUGGCCGCCGGCCAGUUCCUCGACAUCACCGGCGCCGCCGCUGCCGGGGAGGCGAAUGUCGUCGCCGUGCUCGAGAAAAAGUUCGGGGAGAUGGCCGAGUGCUCGGCGGCGUGCGGCGGGAUUCUGGGCGGCGCCGGCGAGGAGGAGACGGAGGGGCUGAGGAGGUACGGGAGGGCGGUGGGUGUGCUGUACGAGCUGGUGGACGACAUACUGAUGGAGGAGGCCGGGUCGAACGGGAAGAUGCGGAGCAACGCCAGCGUCGUGGUGGCGCUCGGGAUGGACAGGGCCAUGGAGAUGCUGGAGGAGCUCCGGGCGAAGGCCAAGAGGGCGCUACAGAGGUUCGGAGACAAGUACGGCGACCGAGUGCUGCCUCUCUAUAGCUUUGUCGAUUACGCCGUCGAGAGGGGAUUCGUCGUCGAAGCUGAAGGAGAAGGAAAAGCUGCUUCUGCUGCUUCUGCGACUGCUGCUGGUGCUGGUGAUGGAAAUGGUGAUAUUGGGGUGGAUGGUAACUGUGGGCCUUCUGGAGAGUGAUGAAGAAUUGAUGAAAACUGUGUCUUUAAAUACUUGUUUUUACUGCAUUCGGACUAUGCGGCGUGGCUUUUCAAGUUGAGCAUAUUUACAGAGAAGUUAAUGGAGUCGCAGAUUGGAUAGCCUUAUAUGUGGUCAAUCAUUUGGAAGAUUCUGAGUUGGAUAAAAAAAAUUGUCUAGAAUAUUUGGAGACUUAUGUUGUAGUCAAAAAAUAUAUAUAUAUUUUUGUUCAUGUACUGCACCUUUUCUAUUUUAUGUAAACUAUGGGUUCAUUUCCUUGGAUGAUUUGGCCGCUA